AUGUCUCUUUUCCAGCGCAUUCCCAAGCCACCAGGCACGCCGCCAUCGCCGGCGGCGCCACGCGCAGAAUUGGUGCUGCCUCUGCGCAACGCCCACGUGAUGCAGUGCAUUCAGAUGCACACCAAGAGGUACACGAGAUCGAUGGUGCUCACGGUCGGGUACGACCAGUACCUGCUGCAGGAUGAGACGGACGAAGGCGCCAAGCGGUGGCUGAUGAACAUCCAGAAUAUUAUCUACAAGCUGGGUCCUCCAAUGCUGGAAGACUUCCACUCCCCGCAGUAUACAAGCAGCAAUACAGACCUGGAAAGCCUGGGCAGGACCCCCCCAGCGGCCCGCCACGCCACAAGGAACAAACACAAAGGUUGGUCCCACAAAUAUUCCUAGCGUACCCCAAGGCACAGUUUUAUGCCCAGCGCGACUUUGUCAAAGGCCUUCCAGAGAUCUCUGAAGAUGGGAAGAGGUAUAUUUUGAAGUGAGUAUUUGAUUGAUGUAUAAUUUU
Messenger RNA from Ostrinia furnacalis (Asian corn borer), 499 nucleotides. RefSeq lists its product as uncharacterized. The record is from RefSeq and is a predicted model, not a curated record. The transcript has 3 exons. Lineage: Eukaryota; Metazoa; Arthropoda; Insecta; Lepidoptera; Crambidae. Bases 1 to 384 code for a protein of 127 amino acids.